CUAGCUCAUACCAUAGACUUGCCUCAUCAGAUCUCUUUGACUGUGGUUGAACCUGGUGAUGAUUUUAAUCUGACAUGUAAAGCGGUUACAGGGCCUAAAACCUGGUUGAUUUACUGGUACAAACUGAAGUUUGGAUACAUGGUCCAAACGGUUGCUGCAGGGAGUUUUCAAAACUAUAAACUUGAGGAACAAUUUAAAAACUCUAGAUUUGGGGUCAUAUACACAGAUUCUCUUUAUGUUUUCAACAUCAGAAAUGUGAGCAAAGAAGAUGAGGCAAUGUAUUUCUGUCAAGCUGGAACAGCAUAUGAACGAACAGUUCUGAAUGGCACUCUCUUAGCUGUGAAUGAUCAUAAAAAUCACCAGAAACCAGUCUACAUCAAACAAAGCCCAGAGAGGCAGUCUGUCCAGAUGGGCGACUCAGUGAGUCUCCAGUGUUCCCUUCUCUCCAAGCAUAAAGAAACCAGGGAGCAGUGUCCUGGUGAGCACAGUGUGUACUGGCUCAGAGCUGGAGCAGGAGAAUCCCAUCCAGCUGUUAUUUAUACUCACAGUGACAAAGGUGAUGAGGAAAAGAGUUGUGUCUACAGCUUUUCUAAAACUAUAGAGAGCUCGUCUGAUGCUGGGACGUACUACUGCGCUGUGGUCACGUGUGGACAGAUCCUGUUUGGUGAAGGAACGACUCUGGACACAAAAAUCUGUGGACAAGACUGGAGCCCAGUACUCGUAGUCCUUGGGACACUGUUGGCCCUCUGUGUGAUUGUGAUUGCCGUCCUUCUUUUCUCAUCAGGCUGAAGGAUGGCGAUAGAGAGGCCCCAAAACAACUCUAAUGGACUUCUCUACAAAAGAAACAUGGAGAGGACAGUGA
This is a messenger RNA of Cheilinus undulatus (humphead wrasse), 862 nucleotides long. RefSeq lists its product as uncharacterized. The annotation marks the transcript as partial. The record is from RefSeq and is a predicted model, not a curated record. NCBI's taxonomy places the organism in Eukaryota, Metazoa, Chordata, Actinopteri, Labriformes, Labridae. The transcript is spliced from 4 exons. Gene Ontology annotation, biological process: response to bacterium.